Exaiptasia diaphana is the source of this 2207-nucleotide messenger RNA. Its product is annotated as kelch-like protein 20. The record is from RefSeq and is a predicted model, not a curated record. The transcript has 2 exons. NCBI's taxonomy places the organism in Eukaryota, Metazoa, Cnidaria, Anthozoa, Actiniaria, Aiptasiidae. Gene Ontology annotation, molecular function: protein binding. Bases 86 to 1768 code for a protein of 560 amino acids.
CGAUUUCGUGAUUCGAAUGUUAUGAAGAUCUUUUUAUGUCACGUUUGACUUAUUUGAUUGCAGUCACGGAAAGGUUAAAUCAAAGAUGUCUUCAAUCAAAUAUCUCUCAACAGGCAGCGCUGAAAGAACAUUGCUUGGUCUUCACUCGAUGUUUGAACAAAGGCAGCUUUGUGAUGUCACUCUCAAAACUGACGACGGACUCACUAUAAAUGUACAUCGUAAUGUUCUAGCUGCUACUUGCCCGUAUUUUCGAGCUAUGUUUACUGGUCAUUUAGUUGAAAGUUCAAAAGAUCAAGUAGUGUUGAAAGGAAUUGAUGGUAAAGCGUUGGAAGCCAUCAUAAGAUUCAUCUAUACCAGUGCUAUUUGCAUCAACGAUGACAAUGUUGAGAACCUGCUAAGCGCAGCUAGUGUAUUUCAGAUAUUAGAGAUUAUUAAUGUGUGUAGUGAGUUCUUAAAAGAACAGCUUCACCCUUCGAACUGCUUAGGAAUCGCUAACAUUGCCGAUCGCUUUGCAUGCGAGGAACUCCUCAACGAAGCCAGUAAAUUUACUGUUAAAAACUUCAACCAAGUCGUCAAAUACGAGGAGUACAAACGCCUGUCUUUGGAAGAAGUAAAGGACUUGUUACUGGAUGAGAAUAUCUGUGUUAGCUCUGAGGAAGAUGUCUUUGAGGCAGCUAUGGUAUGGAUUAUGACAUCUAAAAGUCGAUACACUGCCCUUGUAGAGAUAUUGAGCUGCGUCCGUCUUCCAAUCCUCUCACCAGAGUACCUAUCAUCAAAUGUUUUAAGCAAUAGUCUUUUACAAGAAAACGAUGAAUGCCGUCACAUGAUACAAGAGGCUGUUGAUUAUGCAAUGUCACCAUCAUCUGAAAAACGCAAGCAGGUCACUAUACAAAGAAUGCAGCCACGGGUCCCUACCGGUUUUUCUGAUGUCCUUGUAGCUUUGGGUGGACUGUAUUCAGGAGAAGCAGUAGCAUCAGCCGAGAGAUACAACCUUUACACUGAUGAAUGGCUAAGUUUUCCUUCUAUGAAUACAUCAAGAUAUGGAUUCGCAGUAAGUCAGGUCAGAGGGCACAUCUAUUGCUUAGGGGGAUAUCACAAUGGCCAGUUCUUGAACACAGUUGAGAGCUAUAACCCUGAAACUGAUUCAUGGAAAAUAGAAAAGCCAAUGUUCUGUGAGCGGAAGUACUUUGGAGCAGCGUCAUUAUGUGGUAAGAUAUUUGCAGUUGGAGGAUCUAAUGGUAAUGAAAGAUUGAAUAGUGUAGAAUGUUAUGACCAUUUUACCAAUAAAUGGACAAUGACUAGACCAAUGCUAACACCUCGUAUGUACCAUGGCGUUGCAACUCUUGGUGGGUUAUUGUACGUGGUUGGUGGUCACAGUGGUGCAAACAGACUUUGUUCAAUGGAGUGCUAUGAUCCACAAACAGAUAUCUGGACAAAAGUUGCUUCUAUGAGCAAGUCAAGGUCUGUAGCUGGUAUAGCAGCACUUGAUGGUAAACUCUACGUCAUAGGAGGCUUUGAUGGUCAUGAUUACCUGAAAGAUGUGGAAUACUAUGACCCACAGACUGACACAUGGACAGAAACCCAGCCACUUAACAGAGCACGCUCAGCAGCAUGUGUGACAGUAAUGAAGGACAGAAUCUUUGUACUUGGUGGAUUCAAUGGCCAGUUUCUUGAUUCUGUGGAAGUGUAUGACCCAAGGGUGGGUGGGUGGAGAUUUGUGUCAACUAUGUCUAUACCCAGAGUGCAUUUUGGUGCUGCAGUGAUAUGAUAUCAAUAAUCAUGACUUGUCAGUACUAGUGACUGAUAACAGUCUAAGGCUAGUUCAUAUAAGAGUGCAUUGGUGAAACCAAGUGUUAUGUGUGAUAGACCCCCCAAAAAUAUUCAGUAAUUAUUGAUAAUUUCUAGUGAAAGUGUUUAUUAUGAAAAAAUAACAAGGGUUUGAAAUGAUAUAACCCUAGCUUAUUACUAUUAUUGGAAGUAACUGAUAAAUUAGGUUGUAUUAAAGUAUAAUUUUAAUAUAACGUUAUCAAACGAUAAUAAAUAAUACUAAAAAUACAAAAAACAUCGGUAUAUAUUUUUAACGUUUUAGGUUUUUAAAGUGAGUUCAGUUGUAAUUAGUCUAAAUAAUAUUGAAAUUGUCAAAAACUAAGAAUUGAAUAAAAACAUCAUACUUGCCAAAGCGUUUUGCAUCGUGACUGCCACAUUGU